CAGCCCUUCAACUCUAUUUUAUAUGUGAAAUCAAAAUCAGAUCCUGCAAAAAAACCAGUUCAUCUCCUCCCAACGCUCCCAUAUACUAAUCCAACAAAUACAAUAGUAUCAUAAGCAACCAUUCCUCCACUUUAGAAACAGUCCAAAAGAAGCAACAGUGGCCAUAAUUAAUUCAUGUUAGUAGCUAAUCCAAUCUAUUUCUUCCCCCGUGUAGUGUUCUAGGGGAAUGGGCUCAUGUGCCUGCACAUUAAGGAACAAACCCUCCUCUUAUUUAGCAUAAUCUUGUCCUCCUGUUCCUUAAUCUACCCCUCUUCUUUUGUUCUUUUUCGAGUCUCCCAAAGUUCUGGUCUUGCCUACAGUUCAUAGGGUGAUGUUACUUGCCUGAUUUCAGGUGAAGCUUCCAACCUCUCCAUGGAUUCUCCCUCCAUUUUUUAAAUGCUGGUUGUCUCCUCUUUGGCCUAUCCCCAGCUCCUUGCUUGCUCCACUUUCUCUGUGCAUAUAUAUAAAGACCCUGUCUUGAACUCCAAGAGCACUUGACAAACAGUUAAAAGACUCGAAACAGCAGUUUCUCCUCAGUACCUUUGUCUUUCUUCUGCUGGGUUGAUUCCUUUUUCAUAAGAUGCAUAGUGGGUUGCGUCCUUCUGAUUGGAAGAAGAGCCCUUUAAUGGAAUACUUGGAGGAAGAAGAAGAUCAGGAUCAACCAAAAGCUCCAUUGAUGCCUCCUGCUGCAAUCCCUCAGCCACAAACCCCAAGCGAGCCCAUGGAGUUCCUAUCCAGAUCAUGGAGCCUCUCUGCUUCAGAGAUCUCGAAAGCUAUUGCCCAGAAGCAGAAGAUGUUCCCCAAUGCUCCCAUGAUCUCACUCCCUGCUGAAACCACCCUCGCUGUCACUCCACAACUCUGUUUCUUUGGGGCAUUUUAUCAGACAGGUAAGGUGCUAAAUUCAACACACUCCAAGAGAACGGGAACGAUUGGGAAAUGGUUCCAAUACCACAGCAGGGAGACGAGUACCGGCGGUGGAGUGAGGAAGAAAGACAGGGCGAGAGUGGAGAAUGCGAGGAUGCACUCUGCGGUAUCGGUGGCCGGGCUGGCGGCAGGGUUGGCAGCCGUGGCUGCAGCUGGAAAUUCCGGUGGUGGCGGCGGCUCGAAGAUGAGUGUGGCUUUAGCUUCUGCGACGGAGCUAAUGGCUUCGUACUGCAUAGAGCUAGCUGAGUCCGCCGGAGCUGAUCACGAGCGAGUCGGCUCGGUGGUAAGAUCGGCCGUCGAUAUUCGGAGUCCCGGUGAUCUUGUUACGCUCACUGCUGCAGCUGCCACAGCUUUAAGAGGAGAAGCGGCCCUGAAAUCGAGAUUGCCGAAGGAAGCAAGAAAAAACGCGGCGAUUAGUCCUUACGAUCGGGCAAUGUCGGAUGUUGAUUCCACCUCAAGCUUGGUUUCGCAGUCGGAAGACCAGCAGCAACUGACUCCAGCCUGUGAUGGAGAUCUUUUGCAGCACACAAGAAAAGGGGCACUGAGGUGGAAAAAGGUCUCUGUUCACAUCAACAAGAAAUCUCAGGUUGUAAUCAAGAUCAAAAGCAAACACGUCGGUGGAGCUUUCUCCAAGAACCAAAAAGGGAUUGUCUACGGAGUCUGUGACGAGACGACUGCAUGGCCAUACAGAAAAGAGAGGGAAAGUUCCGAAGAGCUCUACUUUGGAGUCAAAACUGCACAAGGCCUUCUGGAGUUCAAAUGCAAGAGCAAGAUUCAGAAGCAAAAAUGGGUCGAUGGGAUUCAAACCCUGCUACGUCGAGUCAAUAGCAUGGAAGCAACUGAGAGAUCUUUGGAGUUCUUGAACAUAAACGACAGCAUUUAGUCUCAGCUGCCACAGUUUUGUACAUGAGAAACUCAACAACCGAACUUGUACUCUGGUCUGAAGUCAACUCACCAUGUCAAUAAAUGUUGCAGAGAUAUGUGGAAAACAGAAAGGAAGCAAUCUCUUUUGGUAAAAUUUACCUCUAGUUUCUUUGUUCCUCUACACUCUUCCCAACUCAAAUUCUAAAACCAGACAAUUACAACACAAUUUACGGUUAGAGCAUACAUUAGACAUCUCAAGCCAAGUCUUAUUUGUUCUUGGUCCGAGUUCCGGACAAACAAAUGAGAAACGAACAACAGAAACUCCUAAGGUCACAAAACUAAAUGAGAAACAAACAACAGAAACUCCUAAGGUCA
Linum tenue is the source of this 2202-nucleotide messenger RNA. The record is from the annotation of a GenBank genome assembly. Lineage: Eukaryota; Viridiplantae; Streptophyta; Magnoliopsida; Malpighiales; Linaceae.